GUCAUGAUCUACUGCGCGGAGGUAGGCAACAAAUCUGAUGAUCAAAUGGUCAAAUUGUUCGCCUUCCUCCGCACAGAUUUUUUAAGGUUAUGGUGGAAAAACGAAAAUAUUUGUUGGAAAAACGUGGUAAACCGAUGGAAAAUCAUCUGGCACAUCGUUUUUUAACAGCCCAGAUUUUUCCGGGCUAACUUCACGGACCUCAAUGGUGACUGGAACAAUGAGAUAGCUUCGUAUCACCGACGUUUAUGCAACCAAUUAUGCGACCACGCAUAAUAAUAAUUCGACACCCAUCCUGACGCAUCGACCGCUAUCGAGAAGUAUCGGCCGCCAUCUAGAAAAUAAAUAUGGACGCCGAAGGCGGGCACUCAGAGUCGAAGAUCAGUUAGCAGCAGGGCGAGACACAAC
Molecule: messenger RNA, 405 nt
Organism: Acanthoscelides obtectus
Lineage: Eukaryota; Metazoa; Arthropoda; Insecta; Coleoptera; Chrysomelidae
Source: the annotation of a GenBank genome assembly